UGUCACAAUCGUCUGCGCGGGCGCAUACACUGUGUAGUGCCUUCGCUGUGUGCGCGUGUAGUGCUGUGUUGGUUCGCUUAUAAGUGGCAAUGAUCAGAAGAAAAUAAAGGUUCGAAUACAAAUAUACAUUUGGGAAAAUGAAGGUACCGAAAGUAAGCGAGCCGACUGGGAUCAGAACUGUCAUGGACGCCUACAGCUCUAAAAUCGAGCUAGCGUACAAUGGCUCAAGAGAAGAUCUGGACCCAUACAUCCCAGCAGAUCACAGACCCAUGGAGUCCAAUACCUCGAGUUUCGGAGCGUUGGCGCAUUUACUCAAGGCAUCUCUCGGCUCCGGCGUGCUGGCCAUGCCACUGGCAUUCAAGAACGCUGGUAUCGUCGUCGGCAGCUUUGGCACAAUCUUCAUAGGCUUUAUCUGCGCACACGCCAUUCAUAUUCUGGUAAAAACAUCACAGAAAUUGUGCGCCGAAAUCAAAAGACCGUCCUUAGGUUACGCAGAAACCUGCGAAGUGGUCUUCCAAAACGGACCAAAACCAGUACAAAGAUACGCCACAUUUGCCAGAGAGUUAGCAGACUGGGCUUUAGCGGUGACUCAUAUGGGAGCCUGCUGCGUAUAUGUUGUCGUCAUUGCCGAGUCUUUCAAACAGGUAUCCGACCAGUAUGGUGGUCCUAGCUGGUCCGUAACAGCCUUCUGUGGCCUCACCCUGGUGGUCCUAUUACCGCUGACUCAGAUCACGAAACUAAAGUACCUGGUGCCUUUCUCUGCUCUGGCGAACUUCGUUUGGCUGGGGUCUAUAUGCAUCUGCGUGUACUACUGUUUGAGAGACCCUCCCCCGAUCUCCAGUAGAAAUGCCGCUACGUCGAUCAGUGGGCUACCCAAUUUUAUAAGCACAAGUCUAUUCGCCAUGGAAGGUAUAGGUGUGGUAAUGCCGAUUGAGAAUGAGAUGAUCAAGCCCAACCACUUCCUCGGUUGCCCUGGAGUACUGAACAUUGCCAUGUCAGCUGUGGUCCUGAUGUAUGGGUUCAUUGGUUUCGCUGGCUACCUCAACUACGGGGAAGACGCAAGGGGAAGUCUCACGCUGAAUCUGCCUCAGGAUGAGAUCCUGGCCCAAACAGCCAAGACGUUGGUAGCGAGUGUGAUGCUGCUGUCGUUCGCGCUGAUCUUCUACGUACCAGUCGACGUGAUAUGGAGACGAACACAGGACAAGAUACCCGCCAGGGCUCACAGGUGGAGCUUGGCAGGCCUGAGGUUCUUCGGGACGUUGUUUAUAGUCGGCUUGGCAUCAGCGGUGCCCCGACUCGAGAUGUUUAUGGAGCUGGUGGGGGCUGUGUGUCUAUCCGUCAUGGGCCUGGCACUCCCUGCCAUAUCCGAAACCGUCUUCCGAUGGGGCAAAGACUUGGGCACUUACCAUUGGGUGCUCUGGAAGAACAUUCUGAUAGUUUUCUUCUCAUUAGUCGCCAUGGUGUCAGGAGUUACCUUCUCUAUCAAGACCAUGAUAGAAAACUUGUGAUAAAUAAGUGAUAAUUGUUAUUUAAUGAUAAUGACUGAGAUUAUAAUAUAACUUUAUACGUAACUGUU
Aricia agestis (brown argus) is the source of this 1576-nucleotide messenger RNA. RefSeq names its product proton-coupled amino acid transporter-like protein pathetic. Gene Ontology annotation, biological process: amino acid transmembrane transport. Gene Ontology annotation, molecular function: amino acid transmembrane transporter activity. The transcript has 10 exons. The record is from RefSeq and is a predicted model, not a curated record. Gene Ontology annotation, cellular component: vacuolar membrane. Bases 138 to 1508 code for a protein of 456 amino acids. NCBI's taxonomy places the organism in Eukaryota, Metazoa, Arthropoda, Insecta, Lepidoptera, Lycaenidae.